AUGGCCGACGCCUUCGAACGUGAACAACAAAACAAUGCGCUCCUAAACUCUCUCUCGUCGAAGGUCUCCGCGCUGAAAUCCGUUACCAUUGAUAUCUAUGAUAAUGCGAGGGAUCAGGAUACGUUGGAUCAUUCGAACCAAGUCUUUUCCUCCCUCUCCACGAAUCUGAAAGGUAGCGCGAGUCGCUUAACUCGUAUGGCGCGGCAGGGUGAUACCGUUGCGGUGUUGAAGGUCGCUGGUAUCGUGGUGACGGUUGCGGUGGCGAUUUGGAUUAUCCUGGGGUGGAUUUUCUGA
Aspergillus tubingensis is the source of this 294-nucleotide messenger RNA. RefSeq names its product SNARE domain- containing protein. Bases 1 to 294 code for a protein of 97 amino acids. Gene Ontology annotation, biological process: intra-Golgi vesicle-mediated transport. The record is from RefSeq and is a predicted model, not a curated record. NCBI's taxonomy places the organism in Eukaryota, Fungi, Ascomycota, Eurotiomycetes, Eurotiales, Aspergillaceae. The transcript is spliced from 3 exons.